Messenger RNA from Juglans microcarpa x Juglans regia, 2703 nucleotides. Its product is annotated as phosphatidylinositol 4-phosphate 5-kinase 6-like. NCBI's taxonomy places the organism in Eukaryota, Viridiplantae, Streptophyta, Magnoliopsida, Fagales, Juglandaceae. The transcript has 8 exons. The coding region runs from base 26 to 2200 and encodes 724 amino acids. The record is from RefSeq and is a predicted model, not a curated record. Gene Ontology annotation, molecular function: 1-phosphatidylinositol-4-phosphate 5-kinase activity; ATP binding. Gene Ontology annotation, biological process: phosphatidylinositol metabolic process.
CUAGCUAGCCAAGAAAAGAACAACCAUGUCCGUGGCACAUGCCGAUGACGACGAGCCUAGUCCAGGCCAAGUCUACCACGCCGAGAAAGUCCUUGUCAAUGGCGACUUCUACACUGGACAGUGGGUGGAUAACGUUCCACAUGGCCACGGCAAAUACCUUUGGACAGAUGGUUGCAUGUACGUCGGCGAAUGGCACAGAGGGAAGACCACGGGCAAGGGCAAGUUCAGCUGGCCCUCUGGGGCCACCUAUGAGGGUGAGUUCAAGAAAGGAUACAUGGAUGGGAGAGGGACUUACACGGGUUCGUCUGGGGAUACAUUCAGAGGUUAUUGGUUGAUGAACUUAAAGCAUGGGCAAGGGACUAAGAGCUUUGUCAAUGGAGAUUAUUACGAGGGCGAAUGGAGGCGUGGACUGCAGGAUGGGCAAGGCAAGUAUCAGUGGAAAAAUGGGAACCAUUAUAUUGGACAGUGGAGGAUUGGAUUAAUGAAUGGGAAUGGGACAAUGAUUUGGAGCAAUGGGAAUAGGUUUGAUGGGUUUUGGGAAGAUGGGUUGCCAAAAGGUAACGGGACUUUUAGGUGGUCGGAUGGGAGUUUUUAUGUGGGGAUGUGGAGUAAGGAUGGUAAAAACCAGAAUGGUACUUAUUAUCCAUCAGGGAAUUCUGAUGGGGAUUUGGAUUGGGAUCCACAAGAGGUUUUUGAAGUAGAUUUGAAUGAGUGUAAAAUUUGUCCUGGGGAGAAAGUGUUGAUUUUUCCCUCUCAGAAAAUGUUAAAUUGGCCCGGGAUUGAGGGGGAGUUCUUGCAGAAGCAGCCGAUAUAUAAGAAAGGGUAUGACGGAAGUGUGAAGCCUAAGAGGAUGUCGAUGGAUGGGAGGGUGAAUAAUUAUAACUGGGAGGAUGAUGGGGAUGCUGAUUUCAAUGGAGUUGAGGGAUUGGGGAAUCUUCAGCUUGAGGAGUCGGUUAAGAAAGGGAAUGGACCGCAGCAGUUGAGACCAAAGACAGAGAAGAGGCAGGGGGUGACCAUAUCGAAAGGGCAUAAGAACUAUGAGCUGAUGCUCAAUCUGCAGUUAGGGAUAAGACAUUCUGUUGCAAGGCCUGCUCCAAAGACAACCCUUGAUUUGAAGGCUUCGGCUUUUGAUCCCAAGGAAAAAGUAUGGACCAAAUUUCCUCCAGAAGGAUCCAAGCACACCCCCCCUCACCAGUCGGCUGACUUCAAAUGGAAGGACUACUGCCCGGUAGUUUUCAGGACUCUCAGGAACUUGUUCAAGGUGGAUCCAGCAGAUUACAUGAUAUCAAUAUGUGGGAAUGAUGCCCUUCGGGAGCUAUCAUCCCCUGGAAAAAGCGGAAGCUUUUUUUACCUGACCAACGAUGACCGAUACAUGAUAAAAACCAUGAAGAAGGCAGAAGUAAAAGUGCUUCUACGGAUGCUCCCAGCCUACUAUAAGCAUGUCCGGGCCUUUGAGAACACUCUAGUCACCAAGUUCUAUGGUCUUCAUUGUGUCAAACUGACUGGGGCCACACAGAAGAAGGUACGAUUUGUCAUAAUGGGGAAUCUAUUCUGUGCUGAGUAUGCAAUUCACAGGCGGUUUGACUUGAAAGGUUCUUCCCAUGGUCGCACAACUGAGAAACCGGAGGCAGAAAUCGAUCCAACGAUAACCCUUAAGGACCUUGAUCUCAAUUAUAUAUUCAGGUUGCAGAAAGCUUGUUUCCCGGAGUUUUGCAGGCAAGUGGACAGGGACUGCGAAUUUCUUGAACAGGAGAGGAUUAUGGACUACAGUCUAUUGGUUGGUCUUCACUUCCAAGAAACUUCGCAUGGGGAUUCACUCACACCUAGGAGCCGUACCAUUGAAGGAAAUGGAGACCCUCAAAAUGACGGAGCCUCUUGCCUUUUUAGUGCAGAAGUGGACCAGCUUCGUUGUGAUCCUACCUGUAAAUUAGGUAUAAAUAUGCCAGCAUGGGCUGAACGGAUAGAGAGAAGAAGCGACUGUGAAACUCAGCUGGUUGGAGAACCAACAGGAGACUUACAUGAUGUUAUCCUUUUCUUUGGUAUAAUCGACAUUCUACAAGACUAUGAUAUUAGUAAAAAGCUAGAGCACGCAUACAAAUCAUUCCAAUAUGACCCCACUUCAAUCUCUGCUGUGGAUCCAAGGCAAUACUCAAAACGCUUUCGGGAUUUCAUCUUCAGAGUUUUUGUAGAAGACACUUGAUCGAAGGUAUAGGUUGAUUACAUAUUUCCUACUUUCAGCAGGUGGCCAUCCAUGUAUAGUGGGUCUUCAGAGGAAAUGAGUUCAAUUAACGGCAAAAUGUUAUUAUUUUGGCCAUUGACAUGAUCAUUGGAGGGUGUUUUAUGGCUGCCAGAGUCAGACAUACAUGGUCUGUAAUUCAUUCCCCGAGCCAUCAUCUUUAAUUUAUAGUUACAGAAGUAUCAUAUGUUCUAGCGAACGUAUAUAUUAAAGUUGGAACCAGAGCUCUUUAGCCUAUUCCCAUUGUAAAGGAUUUAGCAGAAAGGUAAAUCUAUACUGGAAUUGAUUCUUUUUGUAUCCAAGUUUCCCAGAAGGUGAGGAGUAUCGAAUAAAAUGUACAGGAGUGAUUCUUUCCUUUUCUCGGCAAAUGUAGAGGAGUUCAAAAUAAUCAAUUAUGUACAAAGAUUUAGGUGGACCAUCUUCUAGAAAGUUGAGUCCUGAAUCUCACCCAAAGUUGACAACUAUAU